Globicephala melas (long-finned pilot whale) is the source of this 348-nucleotide messenger RNA. It is a transcript of the gene KLK15, whose product is annotated as kallikrein related peptidase 15. Gene Ontology annotation, biological process: proteolysis. The record is from RefSeq and is a predicted model, not a curated record. Gene Ontology annotation, molecular function: serine-type endopeptidase activity. Gene Ontology annotation, cellular component: secretory granule. Lineage: Eukaryota; Metazoa; Chordata; Mammalia; Artiodactyla; Delphinidae.
AUGUGGCUUCUCCUCACCUUCUCCUUCCUGCUGACGUCUGCAGGUGAGGAUGACAGUGACAAGGUGCUGAGUGGUGACGAGUGUGUGCCCCACUCCCAGACAUGGCAGGUGGCCCUCUUCGAGCAUAGAUGCCUUGACUGCGGUGGUCCCCUCAUCUCCCCGCACUGGGUGCUCUCUGCAGCCCACUGCCAAACGCGCUAUGAAGGCUUAGGCUCCACGAGAGUGCGCUUAGGCGAGCACAACCUGCGCCAGCGCGAUGGCGCAGGCAUUGUGUCCUGGGGCGAUGUCCCCUGCGACACAACCACCAAGCCCAGUGUCUGUACCAAAGUCUGCAGCUACUUGGAGUAG